Molecule: messenger RNA, 5430 nt
Organism: Mus caroli (Ryukyu mouse)
Lineage: Eukaryota; Metazoa; Chordata; Mammalia; Rodentia; Muridae
Gene: Lrch3
Product: leucine rich repeats and calponin homology domain containing 3
Cellular component (GO): cytoplasm
Molecular function (GO): protein binding
Source: RefSeq, a predicted model, not a curated record
UGCGCAGAGCCGGGCCGGGCCGGAGAGUUGUCGGCUGGGAAAUGGCGGCCGCGGGCUUGGUGGCUGUGGUAGCGGCUGCGGAGUACUCUGGCCCAGUGGCGUCCGGGGGAAACCUCUCCGGUGCGACCUGUGGGCCGAGCCCUGGGUUGGGCCCUGGUCCUGGCCCGGGCUCUUGGAGCCGCUCGGUCGACCGAGCCCUGGAAGAGGCGGCGGUCACCGGGGUGCUGAGCCUGAGCGGCCGGAAACUGAGGGAGUUUCCCCGGGGAGCGGCCAACCAUGACCUGACGGACACCACCCGGGCCGACCUGUCACGAAAUCGCCUCUCAGAAAUCCCUAUGGAAGCAUGUCACUUUGUUUCUCUGGAAAGUCUUAACCUAUACCAGAAUUGUAUUCGGUAUAUCCCAGAGGCUGUUCUAAACUUACAAGCUCUGACAUUCCUAAAUAUUAGUCGGAAUCAACUGUCAACACUGCCAGUCCACUUGUGUAACUUACCACUGAAAGUCUUAAUCGCUAGCAAUAACAAAUUGGUCUCGCUUCCUGAAGAAAUUGGACAUCUCAGACAUUUGACAGAACUUGAUGUAAGCUGCAAUGAAAUUCAAACUGUGCCUUCCCAAAUUGGUAAUCUGGAAGCCUUGAGAGACUUCAAUGUAAGAAGAAAUCAUCUUCUACGCUUGCCUGAAGAGCUGGCAGAGGUGCCUUUGAUACGGCUCGACUUCUCGUGCAAUAAAAUCACAGUGAUCCCUGUUUGUUACCGGAACCUCCGGCACCUCCAGGUGAUCACCUUGGACAACAACCCGCUUCAGUCGCCCCCUGCACAGAUAUGUAUAAAAGGCAAAAUCCAUAUAUUUAAAUACCUGAACAUACAAGCUUGUAAGAUUGCUCCAGAUCUGCCAGAUUAUGAACGGAGACCCUUGGGAUUUGGAUCCUGCCAUGAAGAACUGUACCCAGGCCGUCCUUACGGAGCCCUGGAUUCAGGCUUCAAUAGUGUGGAUAGUGGUGAUAAGAGAUGGUCAGGGAAUGAGCCUACAGACGAAUUUUCGGAUCUGCCUCUUCGAGUGGCAGAGAUUACCAAAGAGCAAAGACUGCGGAGAGAAAGCCAGUACCAGGAGAAUCGUAGCAGUGUGGCGGUCACAAAUGGUGGAGUGGAGCAUGAUCUGGAUCAGAUUGACUACAUUGACAGCUGUACUACAGAAGAAGACGAAAACGAUGUGAAACAACCCAAAAGCCUGGACACGAACAGUCUCAGCUCACAGUUUAUGGCAUAUAUUGAACAACGGAGAAUCUCACAUGAGGUUUCACCAGUAAAGCCAAUAGCUGUUAGAGAGUUUCAAAAAACAGAAGACAUGAAAAGAUACUCACAUCAAAACAGGGUUCCAGUUGAGCCAUCUUUGGUGUUAUCAAUGCCACCAAGUCACAAUCAGCUUUCACAUUCAGACUUGGAGCUUCAUCAGAGGAGAGAGCAGUCUAUUGAGUGCACUCGGAGAGAGGCACAGCUUGCUGCCCUGCAGUACGAGGAGGAGAAAAUAAGGACCAAGCAGAUUCAGAGAGAUGCUGUCCUAGACUUUGUCAAACAGAAAACAUCACACAACCCAGAGAGACAGCCGCUCCCUGGGGAUGGCGAGUGUCCCUUCCCAUCCAGAAGGUCCCAGCACACUGAUGACAGUGCCUUGCUAGUGUCGCUGUCAGGGUUGGAUGGAGUGAGCUGCGUGGCUACCCGGCCUCAUUCUUCUGCCUUCACACCUCUCAAGAGCGAAAACAGAGUUGAUGUCACCUCAAGCUUUCCAAUGACAGAGACAGUCCGUCAUUCCCCUGCGUAUUCCUUUCCUGCUGCUACCCAGAGAAAUCAACCCCAGCGCCCUGAAAGCUUCCUUUUCCGAGCUGCUGUCAGGGCAGAAGCUAAUAAAGGUCGUGCGUCCCCGCUUCUCCUGUCAUCUGCGCCUGCAACUGAUCCUACAGAUGCCAUAACACGACAGAGAGAAGAAGAGCUGAAAUUAAUAGAUCAGCUACGAAAACACAUUGAGUACCGGUUGAAAGUCUCUUUGCCCUGUGACCUUGGAGCAGCUCUAACUGACGGCGUUGUACUUUGCCACUUGGCCAAUCAUGUUCGGCCUCGAUCUGUCCCAAGCAUUCAUGUCCCAUCCCCAGCCGUGCCUAAAUUAACGAUGGCAAAGUGCAGGCGGAAUGUGGAGAACUUCCUGGAUGCUUGCAGAAAAAUCGGUGUACCCCAGGAGCAAUUGUGCUUGCCUCUGCACAUUUUAGAAGAGAAAGGGUUGGGCCAGGUUGCAGUGACUGUCCAGGCCCUCCUGGAGCUUGCCCCACCCAAGCAGCCGCCACCGCAGCAGCAGCAGCAGCCACCGCAGCCGCAGCUCUCUGCUGUCUGAGGACUCCCGGGGCCCUGCAUGUUGGCACCAUGAUGGCACAGCCAAAACAAGGAGCAGGAAGACGUGACUGCUGGCACUGCCUGCUCAGAGCGAGCCCGGUGUAUUCCUAGAAGCACUGUCUUCAUGGUUCCUGCCAGGAAUAGCGUGUUCCAUUUCUCCACUUUAGGGGAGAUUAAACCCAUUUCCACUAUUUUUAGUUUUGAAUGAAGACACAGCUUUUUAAGUGGAACUUGGAUUCCUGAAGACCUAUCAUGGAAGACUAAGCCGGCUGUGCUUUCUUCAUAGGGAGCAGGCUCGCUUUCCAUGCCAGAGCCAGUAUUUUCACAGUUUAGAGGACAGACAUAUUAUUAUCUCUGCCAGUUCCCAGGUGUCUACAGCUCGAUGGUUUCCACAACUGGACUUCAUUCUCUGGAGCAUUUGUGAAAUCCAGAUUUGCAUCAAAGGUUGGGAUGUGGCCAGGCAACCUGUAUUUCCACAGACAUUGUUUUUCUCAGGCAGUGGAGACCACUGUUUGAAGGCACACAGUUCUGUGGUUUGAGGGCACCACCCCUACUGCAUUUUCAACCACAUUUCAAUCAAAAGCUGUAUUAUGAUGACUUGGACUUUUCUGUCAAAGAGAGCAAAACCAUGGAGAAGCCCUAAGUUCUGCUCAGUAUAACAGGUAUCUAAGGCCAGUACCCAGGCCCUUCCCCAGGCUUGCCUACCACCACCCCAUCUUUUUCUAGACAGUGGUUCCUUGCUCACCCUGCUGUUUCCUGAACAGACAUACUCCACACACAGUUGUAAGCUCUGAAGUGUAGCAUACACUGCCCAGCAAUGUUUGCAUUUGCCUUGGUGAGCCCUGCGUUCUGAUCCCAGGCUCUUGGACCAGGCACAACAGACUCGGCUCCCUGCUCCUGGGACUGAACACAAAGCUGGGAGGACUGAAAGAAAGACGGUUCUUACAGCCCAUGCAGGUGACAGCCAGUUUCCAUAGCUACAAGAAAGCACCGAGAGCAGCUUCCUGUCUCUCAUCUGUCCCCUCCCUGAGACCCUCCACUGAGAGCAGAGAACAGAAGGUCCAAGGGCUCCAGCACAGCGGAGGAGCCUUCAUUUAAACACCGCACAGAGGCUUCUCUGCCCCAGAUUUUGGACUCUAGUUGUUGUGUCUUUGGUGUUUGCUGCAGUUAGAAUCCAAAUACAGUAAUUACAUAAAGCUGUUUGUUCGAUAGGGUUUUCCCUAUAUUUGUUAACUUUUGUGGGUUUCUUCCCAAGGCUUGCAUUUCAGGAUAGUAUUACCCUGCACGGCACUUAAAAGUAACUUUAAGACUGGACCAGGGUUCCAUCCCCAGCAUCACCUGAAAAAAGGUUCAGAGAGUCACGUGGCCUGUGAUUCCCAACAUCCCAAAAGUGGAAGCUGGAGGAUCAGGAUUUGGAGCCCACACCAGGCGAUGCCAAGCCACCGCCCACUGGGCUGUAUUAGACUUUGGCUGGAGAGCUGGCUCAGUAGGUAAGAGCACUUACUGCUCUGGCAGGUCAGGGUUCAGUUUCCAGCACCCACAAGUUGGUUCACAACUGCUUGUAACCCCAAGGGUCCACUGCACUCUACUGGCUUCUGCAGGUACCAAGCACACACAUGGUAUACAUUUAUACAUGAAGGUAAAACACUCAUGCAUAAAAGUGAGUAUUAAAAAUAUAUAUUCUUCCUCUGAAAGUGACUUUGAACCAAAUCAUUUUGAAUAUCUAGUCAAAAUAAUGUUUCUCCUUGUUUGUGCAGAAAAGUGUUCAUUAGAACGCUGCCACUUUUAUUCAAGUUUCAAAGCAUGUAACAGCAGCCAGGCACGGUGGCUCAUGCCUGUAACUCAGGCGACUAGAGCUCUUGAGAAAAAGUAAGUCUAACCUAGAGCAUCGUGGUCCUCACCGAAGAGUAGGACCAGAGCUCGGAGCCCAGCCGUUCACCAGCAGACCACAGAGGCAGCCAGAGCCUGCUUAUGAGCAGCCAUGCUGCGGACUGCUGAUUUGUUUCCUCUAGGCAGCGUUAAACCUCAGCAUCAUUCCUGGAUUCCAGGUUUAAUUGUACAGAAAAUGGGCCCAGAAGACAUUGCAUAAUACAACACUUGCAAUGGCUACCACAGUUCCUAAGAGUAUGUUGACAUUACCAAGCAGGGUGGCACAAGCUUUUAAUCCCAGCCUUUGAGUGACAGAGGAGACAGAUCUUAUUCACAUACUGAGUUAGGACAGCCAGGGCUCCAUAGUGAGACCCUCCUCAGAAAGAGGAGGAGGAGGACAUUUUAACACUGCUGCUUUCCUGAGACCUUAAUGUACUAAGCAAACUAAUGCGACUUUGAAGGAUUAGGAUACAGUUGCGUAGUGUUGCGGGUCAGCACACAGCAAAUCAGUGCUUCUGUCGGGCCUUGUGGCUUCUUACAGGUUUCCAAAUUGGGAAGGACAACUCAUUUGGAUAUUUAACCUUGCUAGACCCCAGUGGGAAAUAAAGUUAGUCAUGUCAUUGUCCCCUGACCAGCAAUGGCUACCUUGCCAAGUGUCUGCCUGGCUCUGCCCUGCCACCCGCAGAGAUGUUAUGUCAGCAGUCUGCAGGCUGCCAGGCACUCCCGACCAGGCUUCCCCUGUAAUGAGCGGGUCUGAUGAGCAGUGGGUGGUUUCCAACCCAGCAGCUCUGUAAAUACAUCCUUGCAACUAAUGAAGGAGCCGCUGCUCCGUUGCCUCCUCUAGUCAGCAGUGACUAACAGUGUGCUAUGCUGGCGAGUCUCAUGGACUUUUAAGAACUAAGUACUUAGAUGGUUGUAGAAAUGAAGGAAAACUUGGUUAUUUAGAAGCCUUUUUCAUUGCAGUGAGAUGGUUUACAGCAGAUUUUAUUUCUGAAGUGUUAUAAACAUGUAAUUAAUAAAAGUUUUUGUAAACAUUGUCCUAUAUUUGUAUGUUUGUAAAUAUUUGUGUAAGUUCUAAGUAUAAAUAUGUCAGUACUGUGUAUGUUAUAUAAAUUGCCUGUAUGUCGUCUUAUAUGUGGACAUUAAAAGCCAAUAUACUCCAGUAGCAUGUAAUAAACACU